Laccaria bicolor S238N-H82 is the source of this 546-nucleotide messenger RNA. RefSeq lists its product as uncharacterized. The coding region runs from base 1 to 546 and encodes 181 amino acids. Lineage: Eukaryota; Fungi; Basidiomycota; Agaricomycetes; Agaricales; Hydnangiaceae. The transcript has 2 exons. The record is from RefSeq and is a predicted model, not a curated record.
AUGAGAAAGGGCGACGACGACGACGAGCCAGACACAGCACAAGAAACGGCGAGGACAAGGACUAGGGCGACAACGACGACAAUGAUGAGGGGGCGGAAGACGACAAAGGGCAUGAAGACGAUGGCCAGCACGAUAAAGGGCGAGGACGACGACGAGCCAGACACAGCACGAGAAACGGCGAGGACAACAACUAGGGCGACAAUGACGACAAUGACGAGGGGGCGGAAGACGACGAAGGGCAUGAAGACGAUGGCAUGGCGACAGCCAGGAACGCCAAGUACGAAGCCAAGAAACAUCGCCAGAUACAGAAACCACGAGCAUGACGAUGAGCAUGCCGACAACGACGAGAGGGUGGAAGAUGACAACGGGCAUGAACACAACAAAGGCAAGGACGAUGACGAGCACGCCGACAACGACGAGAGGGUGGAAGACGACAACGGGCAUGAACACAACAAAGGCCAUGAAGACGUCAAUGACGAGGGGACGAGGGGACGGCAACUAAUGGGAGAGGCAAUGACGAGGGGGGCAGGGGGCAGGGGACCAUGA